Molecule: messenger RNA, 2018 nt
Organism: Pteronotus mesoamericanus
Lineage: Eukaryota; Metazoa; Chordata; Mammalia; Chiroptera; Mormoopidae
Gene: SLC39A1
Product: solute carrier family 39 member 1
Exons: 4
Coding region: 88-1062 (324 amino acids)
Biological process (GO): zinc ion transmembrane transport
Cellular component (GO): plasma membrane
Molecular function (GO): zinc ion transmembrane transporter activity
Source: RefSeq, a predicted model, not a curated record
AUUCCCGACUGGAGGCCGGAACUCAGCGGGUGCCAUGUAGUGAGACCCUCGCGAGAUCUGAGAGUGACUGGAGCAGCCACAGCCACCAUGGGGCCCUGGGGAGAGCCAGAGCUCCUGGUGUGGCGCCCAGAAGCAGUAGCCUCGGAGCCCCCAGUGCCAGUGGGACUGGAGGUGAAGUUGGGAGCCCUGGUGCUCCUGCUGGUGCUCACUCUCAUCUGCAGUCUGGUGCCCAUCUGUGUGCUCCGCCAGCCAGGAGCUAACCCAGAAGCCGCAGCCUCCCGCCAAAGAGUCCUGAGCCUAGUAAGCUGCUUUGCGGGGGGUGUGUUUCUGGCUACCUGUCUCCUGGACCUGCUACCAGACUACCUGUCUGCCAUAGAUGAGGCCCUGGCAGCCCUGCAUGUGACGCUCCAGUUCCCCCUACAAGAGUUCAUCUUGGCCAUGGGCUUCUUCCUGGUCCUGGUGAUGGAGCAGAUCACGCUGGCUUAUAAGGAGCAGUCAGUGCCACCACCUCGAGAGGAGACAAGGGCGCUGCUGGGAACAGUGAAUGGUGGGCCACAGCACUGGCAUGAUGGGCCAGGUGUCCCACAGGCAAGCGGAACUCUGGCAGCCCCCUCAGCCCUGCGUGCCUGUGUACUGGUCUUCUCCCUGGCCCUGCACUCGGUGUUUGAGGGGCUGGCAGUAGGGCUUCAGCGAGACCGGGCUCGGGCCAUGGAGCUGUGCCUGGCUUUGCUGCUCCAUAAGGGUAUUCUGGCAGUCAGCUUGUCCCUGCGGCUGCUGCAGAGCCACCUGAGAGCAAAGGUGGUGGCUGGCUGUGGGAUUCUCUUCUCAUGCAUGACACCUCUGGGCAUAGGGCUGGGUGCAGCUCUAGCAGAGUCAGCUGGACCACUCCACCAGCUGGCCCAGUCUGUAUUGGAGGGCAUGGCGGCUGGCACCUUUCUCUAUAUCACCUUCCUGGAAAUCCUGCCCCAGGAGCUGGCCACUUCUGAGCAGAGGAUCCUCAAGGUCAUUCUGCUCCUAUCAGGCUUUGCCCUACUUACUGGUCUGCUCUUCAUCCAAAUCUAGGAGGCCUCAAGAGGGGCAGGGGAGAUUGGGUACCAGGUGCCCUUAACCCACACCUCCCCUCCUCAGGAAUGGGGAAGGGAAGUAUUGAGGACCAACAAGUUCUCCGAAAGGUGGGGAUGGAGCCUUUGGUACUUACUACCCGGCCAAUGAGAGGGAAGUGGGCUGACAAGAGCCUGACCCUCGGGCCCAAGGGACAAGGCAUGGUCAAGUCACUAGAGAAAUGAUCAAGGGAUAUAGCAUUAGAGAAGACACCGAAUUUUGGAAUCAGGCAGACACUCACUACACAGGGACAAGCUGACACUGGGGAGGCUGGAGGUGGGUACCCAGAUGCUAUGGGAUAGAAGUAGAGAGGGCAAAAGUCCAGAGUCAGCAGUUUUGUUUUUAGCCCAUUUCAGCCCUCUGUAAUUUGGAGUGAACCCCUCCUACUUUUCUUAGCUCCUACUCUCACAUCUAUCAUCCUCUACCCUUCUCCCAAGAUAUUAGUGCCAAGACACAUCCUGCCAGUUUUGGUACCUUCUCUGGCUUCUCCAGUCUGCUCACACUAUUUUUAAAGUGCCAAAUAAAAUGCCCUCCGUCUCUCUCAAAGCACAGUAAUGCACUGAGCCCUGCCUGGCACCUCAGUGAAAGGGGCCCCCUUGCUCCGAAUUUUAGUCCCGUAUCCUGGGGUGGAGCAGAAAUGUUUGCUGAGUUGUGGGGGGAGGGUUGACAGAUCUGCGGGCCUCUACCACUGCUGCACCCUAGGUAUACCGAACAUGGACAAGGUGCCCCAUACCCAGAUGAUAAAUACUGAGCUGCCAAAAAUUUUUUUACCAUAGGAGCCCAAGGGGGAAGGGGAAUAUUCACCCCCAGGGUUAUUUUUUGGGAAGUUAGGGUUGUGCACAGGGCCAUAGUCUCUAGAAUCUAUUUUACUUACUGAUCUGUUUUGGGACAUGUUACCCAAAUAAAAGAUGUUUCUC